Patiria miniata (bat star) is the source of this 1029-nucleotide messenger RNA. RefSeq lists its product as uncharacterized. Bases 155 to 598 code for a protein of 147 amino acids. Gene Ontology annotation, biological process: positive regulation of voltage-gated potassium channel activity; regulation of synaptic transmission, cholinergic; sleep. The record is from RefSeq and is a predicted model, not a curated record. The transcript is spliced from 4 exons. Lineage: Eukaryota; Metazoa; Echinodermata; Asteroidea; Valvatida; Asterinidae.
AGUGCAGGAUAUCAGGAUAUGCUUAAUAUGCUCAAUUCCCGGUGCUUUGGGUGAUCGUGACCUGACCGGCUAUAAGCUCUUUCAAGGAGUUUACCGCUCAGACUGCAAGCUUAAUUCCGUAUAGCUGUGUUGUGUUCAAAGACAAAGAGCCGAGAUGAAGUUUUACACGAGGGCUGCUCUCAUCCUGGCCUUCAUUGGUUACGCAACCAGUCUGAAGUGUUACACGUGCACAGAUGGGGCAGUAGGUCAUUCCACUAACACGCCCGGGUGCCGGGAUCCUUUCGACACUCCGCCCACUCAUCCCUUCAUCCUCAUGAUGGACUGUGCCAACCUUUCCCGGAUCGCACCGGAGGCCACUGCCAGAGCUGGGAUCAGCCAGUAUAACACAUGCAUGAAAGCGAUUGGCCCCGAUUCGAUCAGCAGGACGUGUUUUGACGACAGUAAGUGCCCGGCAACACACGGAUGCUUCUCGGACGCCGGGAGUGGGGGUACCGUCUGCUGCUGUGACACGGAUUAUUGUAACGCUGGGGCCGCCUUGGCCUUCAAUCUGGCCGUUAUUUCGGCAGUUGCCUUUGGGGCUUUUUUCCUCAAUGCUUAAUUAAAUCGUAUGUUGACAAUCACUUGGGGAUUUGUCCACAAUGUAUGUCAUCAUCAAACAACAUCCUAAUUGUUUUCUCUCGAAAUGUCAUCGAUAAGCAGAAAUGUAUUCAAACACAGAGGCCUUUGUUUCAAUUCAUUUGAAUUGUUGCACUACUUGACUUCAAGACGUCAUCAUCUUGAUGACGUCUGUGCGCGUGCAGCGCACGGGCGUUGCUCAGGGACAUGACUAUAUAUAUAUAUAUAUUGUGACAUGACUAUAUAUUUUGUUGCCAACUAAGAAACCGAGGCCUCGUGACGAAAAUUUGCUCGUCACUUUUCUAGUGUCCUCGUCAGACCCUCUUCAUCAUAAUGCCAAUAAGCCUCUGUACUGAUGACGUCACACUGUGUUUACAUGUGCACUUUCCUAUGGAGCCAGUGGGGGCCCACGGU